GAGAGCGACUGAGACUGGCGUCGGGAAUGAUAGCUGGGGAGGCUUAAUGGCUUAAUGGUGUAAUAUGAAUGCCAUAAAAUUACUGCCAGCAACCUGGAUAAAAAGGAAGACAAUGAGAGAACAAAUGGGAAAGAGAAACGGCGAAAGGGAGAUAAGAGCACUUGGUUUUUAAUAGAUUGUCGGCGUUUUAAGAAGAGUGGCUUAUAGCAGUGGGGGGUUUGAACAGUGGUUUACAACGCGGGAUCGCACAACGUUUGGAAUACAGCGAUGACCACGACACAGAGACACGUCGAAAUUAUUUUUGAGGCAGGGUGUUCGACUGUGCGUAAAGGAUGUCUUGUAAUUGUAAGCUGUAUGUGAGUUUUUGACUUCGCCCAGGUAAAAUGAUGCACUUUCAUUGAUGGGACAAGCGGACGCGCGGCACCUUAACUGCUACAGUACCAGUUACGCGAGCCCUUUUUGGCCAAUGGAGACUUGUACGGCUCGGACUGGGUACAGAUUGAUACCGAGAGCGCUUUGACGGACAGGUGCAGCCCGGAGCAGCAAUAAACUCCCGCGCGGCAGCGCCGGCGGUCUGGAAUUCUGCAAUAAGCGACAGAUAAGAGCAAUAAAUUUAGUGGUAAAUAAGUAAUCCAUCGCGCCAUGGGCGAUGAUGCGACUAACUUCGGGGGAAUCAGCGCGGGCGACUGUCUCCCUUCAUCCGCUGCGCGGAUACGUUAGCCGUUUGCGAGGCUGACUGUCAGCGCAAAGAGAGAGAGAAAAAACCAUCAGUUUUUAACAAAAAUAAAUAAAUAAAAAUAAAAGUUUCAAUUCUGAGUCUGAUCGACAAGCAAUUGGAUCUCAAACGGAAUUAGCACUGUGAAUGAUUUGUGUUCUUAAAUAUUUUUACCAGUCUAUUGAUAAAACAACAUUUAGCUGACAGCGAUUGGUACGCUUAAAAAUCAUAUGCCAUUGCCGGGUUUAGAAUGAACCAUGGAAAUAGACAUAUUUAUUUUGUCAUUGAAAUAUUAUAUAGCCAAAUAAUCGAACUUGGCUCCCGUGCCUAUACUUAGCUAUAAUAGCCUAUUUACUUUUGAGCGUAUUAAUAACCACGCUCUGAUGGAGCCCCCGUCUUGCUCGAAGAAGAGCUUGUCUCUCUCGCUGCCCGUUCCGCGGGAAGGGCACGCGACCCUGAGACCCCCGCAGCACCUCUGGAGACAGCCACGGACCCCCAUCAAAAUUAAACACCGCGGGUACUCGGACACGGACCGGCAUCACCAUCCACAGAUAGAGCGCUCCAACGCGGUGGACACGACCGACCGCCCGGGGCUUAAGACGUCUCGGAUGACCUGGCCCGCUUCCUUUCACGGAACAACUGGCACGUCCGGCGGCAACAACGCGGGAAAUAAACGUUUUGAUGUGGAGAAUGGCUCCUCUCCGGGUGCUCUGGAUUUGCAGGCGAGUCCAGGGCUGGUCCUGCACCCCUCCUUCCCCCAAAGUCAGCGGCGGGAGUCCUUCCUGUACCGCUCUGACUCUGACUACGACAUGUCCCCCAAAACCAUGUCCCGCAACUCCUCCAUCACCAGCGAGGCGCAUGCAGAGGAUUUUAUUGUCACCCCUUUUGCUCAGGUGUUGGCCAGUCUUCGGUCUGUCAGAAGUAACUUCACCAUCUUGGCAAAUGUCACCACCCCCACUAACAGGAGGUCACCUAUGGGUAGUCAACCGACAGUUCCCAAGGCAACGUUGUCAGAGGAGACCUAUCAGCAGUUAGCGCGGGAGACCCUGGAGGAGCUGGAUUGGUGUUUGGACCAGCUGGAGACUAUUCAGACUCACCGCUCAGUCAGCGACAUGGCCUCUACCAAGUUCAAGAGAAUGUUAAACCGGGAGCUGUCUCACCUGUCUGAAAUGAGUCGCUCUGGAAACCAGGUGUCAGAGUACAUAUCCAGUACCUUCUUAGAUAAGCAGAAUGAGGUGGAGAUCCCGUCCCCCACGGGAGAGCGGGAGAAGCCCAUGUGUCACAUCAGCGGCGUGAGGAAGCUCACCCACAGCUCCAGCCUCUCCAACUCCACCCUGCCUCGCUUCGGAGUGCAGACUGAGCAGGAGGAAGCGCUGGGCAAGGAGCUGGAUGAUUUGAAUAAGUGGGGUUUGAAUAUCUUCCGUGUUGCAGAGUUCACCAACAACAGACCCCUUAGCUGCAUCAUGUUUGCCAUCUUCCAGGAGAGAGAUCUGUUGAAGACAUUCCGAAUUCCAGUGGACACUUUCAUCACAUAUGUGAUGACCCUGGAGGACCACUACCAUUCCAACGUGGCCUACCACAACAGCCUACAUGCUGCUGAUGUCACACAGUCCACGCACGUGCUUCUGUCCACCCCAGCCCUCGACGCUGUUUUCACAGAUCUGGAGAUCCUGGCUGCUCUGUUUGCUGCAGCGAUCCAUGACGUGGAUCAUCCCGGAGUCUCCAACCAGUUCCUCAUCAACACCAACUCUGAGCUGGCGCUGAUGUACAAUGAUGAGUCAGUUCUGGAGAACCAUCACCUGGCCGUGGGCUUCAAGCUGCUGCACGAGGAGAACUGCGACAUCUUCCAGAACCUGAGCAAGAGGCAGCGACAGAGCUUGCGCAGGAUGGUGAUUGACAUGGUGUUGGCUACAGACAUGUCCAAACACAUGAGUCUGCUGGCUGACCUAAAGACGAUGGUGGAGACCAAGAAAGUGACAAGUUCAGGAGUGCUUCUGCUGGACCACUACACUGACCGCGUACAGGUCCUGCGGAACAUGGUGCACUGCGCAGACCUGAGUAACCCCACCAAGCCGCUGGCCGUGUACAGGCAGUGGACUGAGCGCAUCAUGCAGGAGUUCUUCCGCCAGGGAGACAAAGAGAGGGAGAGAGGCAUGGAGAUCAGCCCCAUGUGCGACAAACACACUGCGUCUGUGGAGAAGAGCCAGGUGGGCUUCAUUGACUACAUCGUGCACCCCCUGUGGGAGACGUGGGGGGACCUGGUGCACCCCGAUGCCCAGGACAUCCUGGACACCCUGGAGGAGAACCGGGACUGGUACCAGAGCACUAUCCCCCAAAGCCCCUCCCCUCCCCCAGACGUCCCGGACAAGGAGCUGGGCGCCUGCGGGGACAAGUUUCAGUUCGAACUGACCCUGGAGGACGAGGGGGAGGGGCAACCCAACCACAACCACUUAGGGGAGACCUGCGAUGACCAGGAGGAGGAAGAGGAGGAGGGGGAGGAGAGGGAGGGGGAGGGAGAGCCAGGGCUGGAGGAAGAGCAGGAAGGAGAAAAUGAGGAGGAAGAGGAGGGGGAGGAAAUGAAAGAGGAAGAAGAGGUAGAAGAAGAAGGUGCAAAGGAAGAAGAAAAAGAGGAAGAGGAGGGAAAAGAGCAGGAGGAAGUGGAGGGUAGAGAGGAGGAAGGGGUGGAGUGCGAGCAGGUGGGAGAGAAUGGACUCUCAGAUGAAGGCCAUGAGGAAGAGGAGGAGAAUGACACAUGAGGAAGAAUCACACUCAAUAGUCUCCCCCCACCCUCGCCCUUUAUACACACAAACACACACAGCCACACCACCCCUCAUACCUGCAAGCCCCACCCCUCUCAACUGCCACGCCCCUCCAUCCACCUUCUGCCACUGCCCUUGACUGGGAAGAAUAGGUGUACAUGGUCGGGGGGGGUGGGGUCUAGAGUGUCUGUGGGCGUGAGUUGUACAAAGGGGUGUGUUUACCUGUGUGUGUGAGGAGUGGGUGUUUAUCAGCAUAGGUGGAUUUAGAAUAUAUAUGGCACAGGGUUGGCUGUAUGAUGUUUAGACUGUGUGUGGUGGGGGUAGAUUGUGUUUGUGUAUGUACUUGUGUGUGUGUGUGUGUGUGUGUGGGGGGGGGGGAUCUGUAGUCAGGGUACUGCUGGGGGAUGCAGGAAAGUUCACUCCACCCCAGCCAUGGAGGACAAAACAAGUGUGACAAAAAAUAAUGACGCUUAUUGAUAAAAAAAGACAUUUAUUUUUUAAAAAACGGGAACAAAAUAUGAACAAAACUAUUUACACAGCAGCUGUAGAUUUGGAUUGUGUUGGCGCCACACAGUGGUCUUUCUGAGGAACUGCACCUGGGGAAGAGCAUUAUUUUAUCGCCAUUGAAGACAAUGUAGCACUCUGGACUCAACACACACAUGCACACACGCGCACACACACAUACACACACACACACACACACAUGUUUGUGCAUACAUGUGUAUACUCUCAAUCUUAUGUUCACAUGUACACUCGCAUUUGUACUCAAACGCACAUACACGCUCACAAAUGCAAACACACUCGUUCGCACAUUCAGUUGUGCGCAUGCUGUAUACUCAGAAACACGCGUACAGGUGUACUUGCUCUACUUGCUCAUGCACAUGUAUUUCUGUGUGUGUGUGUGUAUAUUUCGGACGGACUGGGGAAAAGCCAUCUGUAUAUUGAGUGUCAAUGUGUAGGACUGACUCAUCUUUCUCCGCGUGGAGCUCCACUCGGAACGCCACCCGGAACUCCACCCUGGAACUCCGCCCAGUUUUCCCAAGCAGUUGUGUGCCGAUCGUUUUUUUUUUUUUAUUGUUUGUUUGUUUGUUUUUAAAUAGGAUUUUCUAUUUUUCUCAGAAUAAGAAGAAGCUAAGCCAGAGGACAUUAUUAUUAUUAUUUUUGUUAAAUGAGGGCUAGGAGAUGAGAGGAAGAGUACCCCUACCCCCUUUCAACCCCCCCCCCCCCCCCCCCCAGACACCGCCCUUUUCCAUUUUACCAGCAGUGCUACCAGUGCAAUAUGGCCGCGUGCCUUUCUGAAGGACCAAUGACGGCUUUACCUUGGAACCGUGGGAGCACAAUGGCUUGUGGGAAAGGAGAGGUCCGCGUGGUUUGCUGUUGUCUAUUCUUUUUGAUCGUGACGUUUCAAGCUCCUCCUGUGCUGUCUGUUAUUACUGUCAUAUUUACUCUCUGUGGGGAAAAAAAAAUAACUCCACAGUAAGUCUUCCUCC
Molecule: messenger RNA, 4964 nt
Organism: Anguilla anguilla (European eel)
Lineage: Eukaryota; Metazoa; Chordata; Actinopteri; Anguilliformes; Anguillidae
Product: cAMP-specific 3',5'-cyclic phosphodiesterase 4C-like
Exons: 15
Coding region: 1099-3471 (790 amino acids)
Biological process (GO): signal transduction
Cellular component (GO): nucleus; cytosol; perinuclear region of cytoplasm
Molecular function (GO): 3',5'-cyclic-AMP phosphodiesterase activity
Source: RefSeq, a predicted model, not a curated record